AUGACGACCCCGAUUCCUAAGCCACCCGGAUUGCCAUUGCUCGGCAACAUUUUUGACGUCAAACCCAGCAAUACGUGGGACUCAUUAAGGAAGCUCUCCGACAAGUACGGCGAGAUCUUUCAGAUCAAAGUCCUUGGCCAGACCAUCGUCUUUGUUGCCAGUGUGGCUCUAGCCGAGGAGCUUUGCGACGAGAAGCGAUUCCGCAAGUACGUCGGUGGACCAAUUGUCGAGAUCCGAGCGGCAGUUCACGAUGCGCUCUUCGUGGCAUAUGACGAUGAGCCUAGCUGGGGCAUCGCUCACCGAAUUAUCUUUCCUACGCUGAGACCCGACGCCGUGGGGGCUCAUUUUGGAGAGAUGAGAGAUCUAGCCACGGAGCUCUUGAAUAAUUGGAGAGGCCUUGGAGAGCAGAACAAGAUCUCUCCUGUAGAGCAGCUCAACAGGCUGAAUCUCGAGUCCAAUACCUACAUCUUCUAUGGCAAGCGGCUCAAUGGACUCACGGGUCCUCCACACCCGAUGCUCCAGGCAAUGGAGGACUCUACCUCUGAAGCCAUGAAGCGCCCUACACGGCCAGGCCUGUUCAACUGGCUACUGUAUGGCCGCAAGUUCAAGUCGUCAAUCAAAACAAUGCGAGACUAUGCCGCAGACGUGGUCAAAUAUCGCCAGGAGAACCCGACAGACCGGCAAGAUACGCUGGCUGCCAUAAUGAACACGCCAGAUCCCGAAACGGGCAAAACCCUGACUGACUCGCAAGUCAUUGAUGAGAUUGUUUCGAUGCCCAUCGGCAGCAGUACAGCGCCCUGCUUGCUCGCAUACGCAAUCUACAUUCUUCAGAAGAACCCAGAAGCCAUUGUCAAGGCUCGUGAAGAGCUGGACCGGGUCAUUGGCAACGGAGAGUUUGAGCUUGAGCAUCUUGAGCAGCUAGUGUACGUGCAAGGAAUCAUGCGCGAGUCACUCCGUCUGUCCUUGGCUGCACCAGGCUUCAACAUUGAGCCACGGCCAACCGAGGGGGACAAGAGCCCCGUGCUGCUCGCUGGAGGCAAAUACGAGGUCGCACACAACCAAGCCAUGAUCAUCGUCCUACACGGUGUGAACCGAGAUCCAGCCGUGUUUGAGGAUCCCUUGGCGUUCAAGCCUGAACGCAUGAUGGGCGAGGCCUUUGACAAUUUGCCCGCCGGAGCCAAGAAGUGGUUCGGCAAUGGCAAGAGAGUGUGCAUUGGCAGAUACUACGCUUUGCAGUGGACCUUGGUUCUUUUGGCCAAGAUGAUUAAGGAGUUUGAUUUCGAGUUGGUGGAUCCAGAGUAUAAGCUGGAGAUGGACGGAUGGUUUAAUAUUCGGCCCAUUGACUUUUACGUCAAGGUGAAGCCGAGGGCUCUCUGA
Trichoderma breve is the source of this 1377-nucleotide messenger RNA. RefSeq names its product cytochrome p450 domain-containing protein. Gene Ontology annotation, molecular function: iron ion binding; heme binding; oxidoreductase activity, acting on paired donors, with incorporation or reduction of molecular oxygen. Bases 1 to 1377 code for a protein of 458 amino acids. The record is from RefSeq and is a predicted model, not a curated record. NCBI's taxonomy places the organism in Eukaryota, Fungi, Ascomycota, Sordariomycetes, Hypocreales, Hypocreaceae. The transcript has a single exon.